Messenger RNA from Ectocarpus siliculosus, 5463 nucleotides. The record is from the annotation of a GenBank genome assembly. NCBI's taxonomy places the organism in Eukaryota, Phaeophyceae, Ectocarpales, Ectocarpaceae.
AUGGCAAUGCCUGAUCUCCAAGGCGUGUGGGAGACCGCUGUGAGGGAGGUAGCUCUGGAAGGCAGCAACGGGUGCACGCUGGAACGCCUCUGGAAGCUUGUGGAAUUGGAUACGCCAAGCCAGCAGGGUGGGUCUGGGUCUACACCGCAGCAACCGGGCGAGGAACAACCAGACGACGACGGCAGUGACCCACGAGAAUUCGUCAAGGCAUGGCUGUGGAGAUCUAUCGUGUCGCGGAGGGGUAGGGAGCUUUUUCUCGCCACGUACAACGACCAGGGGGAAUCCAACAACCUCAAGCGUGGCGAUCCCGAGGACUCUCGAUUAGCGGCGAUCAAGGACAUUCCCACCCUUGAAAAGGAGCAGAGGAGCGUGGGCGUCGUGGCGUCGAGGCCGGUGCGGCUGCGAGCCCUGGGCCUAGACACAGCAACCCUGAAGAGCGUCACCCUCGUUAGUCCCGCCUACCUUCAAGUGCUCGAGGUGGUGGGACGGCACCGCGGAUGGGGGGCUUCGACUGCCGAGGUGUUGGACGGCGUUAACAGGAUCAUCGGCUCCGACAAGAAGGACGACUACGUCGAAGUCGUCACUACCCAGACGUCCAAGUACCGUGUCCCCAACAAGACUCGGGAGGGGGCCUUCCUAGGGAGCCAGCGCAUUACCGCGAUGCAGCUCUACCCGGUCUACGACAGGCUGGCGUCGACGGGACUUAUUUUCAAGAGCGUCGUGCAGAAGCCGGCUACCGACAACGAGGAGAACGGCGAGCAGAAGGACGGCAUGUUCCGUUUCGUGGUCUUGUACCUCAAGCGCUUCAAGGACUCAAUCCUCGUUCCCCCAGGGACCAAGCUAGAGCCCACGGCGAAGGAGGUUUUCCUAGAGAUGCUCGUGGAGCACUUGCUGGAGGCAGGGGGAUCGGGGGGCAUCGUGCCGUGGUACAACAUCCGGAAAGACCUCUUCCUCGACAAGAAUGCCUCUGGAAGGUUGAGGAACUUCCUCAAGAAGGAGAACAAGAUUCCCAACUUCCCCAUCAGGAUCCAGCUGCUGGAUAUCCGCGCCAUGGACUACGUCAACAGCAGGAAGGGCCGGCGCCUCGAGUGGUGUGUGUCUCUCAAGGCGGCAGCUGCACUGCUCCAAGCGACCCGCCGUGAAGAUCGUGGACUUCUUGGUGAAGAACCCGAACGCUUACGGGAUCUGGAAGGGCUACACAAGGACGGGGCUGGGGCUGGAGGCGGGGCCGCUGGCGGAGCAGCCGGAGCCGGGCUGGGUGACGUGAACUGGAGCGACGACGACGAGCUCGACGCCAUGGUGGACGACAUCGGCCGGGAGGUGGACGAGGCGGCCGCUGCGGCUGCGGCGAAGUCCCUGGACAAGAUCAUCGUAGAUCGGGUGAAGUUCGAGAUGAACCCCGUGUACCCGCCGGAAGGGUGCUCGAUGGCCGAGAGGCUGGCCUGGCUCCAGAUGACCCCGAAGGACAGGCGGAAGUCCUUCGUGCUGCACGAACUGGGGCUCUGCAAGUCGAUCCCCGUGCUGAAGGUGAUCCAACUGAUCAAGCUGCUCGAAGGGCCAGGACCUAUGCUGCAGAAGGCCACUCUCGACACGGUAGUCGCGGAGCUGGUGCAGGAGGGAAGGAUCAAAACGGCAACUGCUCCACAACCCGAGCGUUGGGCAUGGCGCGGUCGGAUGAAGACCUUCGGGCACGGGGAGAUGGUCCUGCUCCCCGACGCCAAGACGGACCCAGAGUCGCUGGCGGAAUACGCCGAGAACUUCUACGCCGUCGAGACGGCCGUCCACCGAGAGAGCACCAGAAUCAAAGCGGGGGAGCGCUACGGCGCGCAGUACUCGUGGGACGGCGUCAAGUCGCCAGAGCGCUUCCUCAUCUACAAGAGAAAGAUGCACCGCACCAUGAUCCUGCACCGAGAGCUGCUGCGAUGUCUGACCAGGCUGCCCGGCCAUAGGGUGGGGUCUCGCGCGCUCGACCUAGAUCGGGUCAUACUCGACACGCAGCUGAGCACCUUCAUUACCAUGUUCGGCUGCCCCCCGAACUACCUGCACUCGAAAGAGAUGUACAAGGUUCUCAAGAAGGCCGAGAGCAAGAAGGCGACCAUCCGGCAGGCCCCAAGGGCUAUCUGGGAAAUCAUGCGCACCGUCCCGUGGUACAAGGAAGCGCUAAUGAGCACCCUGCAGACCCUCCACGACAUGCGCAUUCUCACCAAGAUGGACUCCCCGGCAGCCCCGUCCUCCUCCUCCUCCUCCUCCUCCGCCAGCGGCGGCGUAACCUCGACGAGCGCGCCUUCGAGCGGAUCGGCCAACAACAACAGCAGAACCGAGGGGGGAGCGCCGCCGUCAAGCCUCCCCGGCGAAGACCCUUUCGCCUACCGCCACGCGACCGCGCAGGUGGUUCCGAUCUCCACCGACGAGACGACGGGGAAGGCGGUGGCGGUCAGCGGAGGGGGCGACGGUUCGGCGGCGAUAGACAAGUUCCACAAGGCGGUCGAGGCGGCGAGGGUGGCGCGGCAGGACGCCCUGCAGUACUCCCGGACGCCCGUGGCCCGCGACACCACCCGCGGCAUCAGCCGGGACAAGAAGGCGAGGUCCGCGGCGGCGGAGGCCCUCCUGCGCGAGAAGUCCCCGCCGAAGGAGUUCAGGAUGGGCCUCGGGUGGGCUGUACUGCACGUGGACGUGGUGAUCUACACGGAGGACAAGAGCAUGGCGCAGCCGAGGAGGGUCCCCGGCCACAUGCAGUGGAGCAACUUUUGGAACACCUAUCAGUUCUUCGGCACGGGGCAGCGUGCCAAAGAGCUAGCGAAGCACGAUAGCGUCAUGAACGUGGCCCUCGGGGUGACGGAGGAGGUGGCUCAGGUGGCGCACCCGCUAGCCUCGUGGCUGCUCAAGAAGGCAAGGGUGCCGCAUCUGACGAACCCCAAGGAGUGGGGGGUAGACGACGACGAGCCGGAGGAGGAGGAAGAGGUCAACAGGUGGCACUGGGCCAAGAAACUAUGGACGGCGGAGCAGGACAUGGCGCUCAUCUUGGCCGUGAAGAACUUCCUGCCAAAGCCCACGUACCCCAACUCCAAGCCUUCCGGGCCCGGUCGCGACGGGUACUCCUCCUCGAUGCGGCAAGCGGUGCAGCCCGUGGCUGACAUGGUGGGGAAGUCGGCCGAGGCCUGCUGGAGGCGGUACAGGAACAUCGCCAACGAGCAGGCCAAGUAUGCCGCGCAUGGCGAAGCUCUACCCCUGCCGGCCAACAUGCGCACCCGCAACAAGAAGCGCUCACUCGACAACGAAGACGACGGCGGCGAUGGCAACGAUGCCGAUAAUGCCAAGUCGGGGUCUGGCAAGAAGGAGAAGAAGAGAAAGGGGAGGAGGACCGGGUUGCUGGCCAUACAAGGGCCGCUGAUGAUGGCUGACCUGGGCCACUUGCAGUUCCGAGCGAGUGAGUUGAACGAGAGCAGGAAGAAGGCCAGGGAGGAGGCCGCUCUUGCCAAGGCCGCGGGGUUCGAGUGGGUCAACGAGGAAAACUCUUGGGAGGAGGACGGCCGUGCCGGCGGCGUUCUUCCCCGGCCCUUCGACAAGUGGGCCUGGACCACGGAGGAGCUGGAGGCCUUGGUCGCAGUCAGGCAGCUGCUGCUCGUGCCGGCGGCCCGUUUCAACCCGGCCCAAGCACUCGAGCGGAUGCGAGUCUUUCGGCCACCGACGCUGCAGAAGGCUUACCGCUCCUUGAUGGCCUCGAGGCAGAUCGACAUCGCGCAGGCUGCCUGGGCGGCGAACGACUACUCGGUGCAGGACAGCGUGGACCACGAGGUGUACAAGAUGGUCGGCAGGCACGGCAAGGGCAUGGUGUCGAGGGGAAUCGUCGCCGCCGGACGCCUGCACGCCUUGGGGAUCGCCGACGAAUGGUCGAGCCCUCUCCCUACCUUCGAGAGUAGGACGCCAAGCAACAACAUCAUCGACAACCCCAUGUGGCUGCCGCUGAAGCUCCUGUGCAGCCCGCCUCGUCCGGAUGACUACACCACUCCUCAGCCUCCCGCGGCGCGCCCGGCCUCUUUGGCGGUGAAGGACGUCGGAGGCAACCGCACGAUGGUAUCGAACCUGCUGGAGUCGGUGGUGUCGGGCAGAGCCAGCUUCGCGGUGGGAAUUCCCGCGUCGAGGCCGACGGCUUUAGAGGUCGGCGUCAGCGUCGACGGCAUGGGCAUGGGUGACGGGGUUCGAGACGUUGGCGGCGGUAGCGGCAGCGGUAGCGGUAGCGGUAGCGGCGGCGGCGGUGGUAGCGGCUCGGCUACCGACGCGGCUGCUGGCACCGCAGUGCCUCCAGCCACUCGCGUGGGCAAGACGGCUAGCGACGCCGCCGCUCCCGCGGCGGGAACGCCUCCGCCAUCGUCAUCGGGCGCGGCGGCGGCAGCAGCAGCCGCGCCACCGCGCCUAGGUGCGGAAACGGCCGUAACAGGGGGGCACCCGGCGAAACCGGGCGUCGGGAACGAAGCGGCGCAAGGAACGGUGGUCGCCGGUCCCGCUGCUGGCGGCAACAAGAAGGACAGCGCCGCCUCGGGCCUGCAGGAGAGCGUUACCACGGCUACCAGGUACAGGUCCGCCAGGUGCAUCGAUGCCGACAUCAUGGCCACCGUCGAUGCGGAAGUCAAGCCGCGGGACGAUGGUUGCGUGAGCGCCGAGCCUUGGCCCGCUCACGCCGUGGAAGGCGGCAGUGGUCGCGAUGUGUACGCGCCGGAGAUGGGGUGGGGGUCGACGGCGACGAGCGAAGGGGCCACACCUACUGAGGAUGACGGAGUUGCGACGAGCGCCGUGGUGGAAGCGCUGAAGAAGGCCGGGAAGGAAGGGAUGACGCUGUCGCAGCUCUGGGGUGCCGCACGCCGUGCAAAGGCGGCAACGGUCGACGCCGAUUCCAUGGACGAAGAAGAGGCCUCGGAGAGCGCGACAACAAAGGGCUGGAAGGGUAAAGGGAAGGGGAAGAAGAGGUCGGGGCCGGCAGCGGCGGCCGCCGCACCAAGCAGCCCAGGGCUCGCCUUGAAGGACGGCGUGAAGCGCAAGGUUUUGUUCCCUUGGACGACGUUCGACGGGGAGGUAGACCUAAGGUUUCUCAAUCGGGUCCGGCAGGGGCUAGUGGCCUACGUCAGGUCCAACCCCGGUUGCCUGGCCGCAGACAUCAGGGAGGCGGAGGUGUCGUUCUUGACCAUCGGAGAGACGAUGCUGCUGCUGAGAGACCUUGUUAGGAGGAAGGUUCUUCGCGACCACUUCGUGCCAGACACCACAGCGGUGGCGCUCGCCGGUGGCUGGGGGCUUUCACAACAACAGCAGAGCGGCGCGUGGGCGGCAGGAAGCGAACGCGCCUCGGAACAGCACGUGCGCAUGGCAGCGACGACCUCCUUCUCCACCGCCCUCGGCUGGCAGGGCAUGAUGGCGAGGAUCAAGGGAAUGGCGGAGACGACUGCGUGCCAACCAAUGCCGUGUCGCUAA